CGGGUAAUCAACCAUGAAAAUCGUAUAAUUCCAAGGCAGGAACAAGCCAUGGCCACUUCUCUGUUCCUCAGAACCUCUCUCUUUCACUCGCUCUCUUUCUCCACCAAACCCUCUUCGCCUCCCUUUCCCAUCAAAUCCCACUCUUCCUACCUCAAAGCAGCCAUGGCACAGAGAAGCGAGAUUACGGAGAAAGACGAAGUGGGUGUCACUGAAAAGAAGAAAAUCUUUGUUGCUGGCGCCACUGGAAACACUGGGAAGAGGAUUGUGCAGCAGCUGCUGGCCAAGGGUUUUGCUGUCAAAGCUGGUGUUAGGGACGUUGAUAAGGCCAAAUCGAGCUUUUCAGAUGGCAGCCCUGAUCUUCAGAUUGUGAAAGCAGAUGUAACUGAAGGUUCAACAAAUCUAGCUCACGCUAUUGGUGAUGAUUCUGAUGCCGUAAUAUGUGCAACAGGUUUUCAGCCUUCUUGGGAUUUACUGGCUCCGUGGAAGGUUGAUAAUUUUGGCACGGUAAACCUUGUUGAAGCAUGCAGGAAGCGUGGUGUUAAUAGAUUCAUCCUAAUUAGUUCCAUUUUAGUCAACGGGGCUGCAAUGGGGCAGCUGCUCAAUCCUGCGUACAUAUUUCUCAAUGUUUUUGGACUCACUUUAGUAGCAAAGCUUCAGGCAGAGCAGUAUAUCAGGCGAUCUGGUAUUAACUACACAAUUAUAAGGCCUGGUGGAUUAAGAAAUGACCCCCCAAAUGGAAAUAUAGUUAUGGAACCAGAGGAUACUCUAUAUGAAGGUUCCAUAUCUAGAGAUCAAGUUGCUGAAGUUGCUGUUGAGGCAUUGCUUCAUCCAGAAGCGUCUUACAAAGUGGUGGAAAUUGUUGCUCGCAAGGAAGCUCCAAAACGUUCAUUUGAGGAAUUAUUUGGCUCUAUAAAGCAACGGUGAUCUGCGUGUUUGAGUUCAGCAUGACAGGGUACAUGGAAGGAUUAUGAUUCAUUAUCAUUAUCCACCUUUUAUAUGUAUGUAAUAUUAUAUAUGCAAAAAUGCAAUUUUGUCUUCUUAUGUGGUCGGGCAGAAUUCCUAUAUAUUUGUGUAGUCGAUGGAUGUAUUUGAAUCCUCAUCUUUUUGUUUCUUUUGGAUUGAAAGUACAUUGCAGGAGGACAAAAACACCAA
Messenger RNA from Diospyros lotus (date-plum), 1152 nucleotides. RefSeq lists its product as uncharacterized. The transcript has 5 exons. The record is from RefSeq and is a predicted model, not a curated record. The coding region runs from base 49 to 924 and encodes 291 amino acids. NCBI's taxonomy places the organism in Eukaryota, Viridiplantae, Streptophyta, Magnoliopsida, Ericales, Ebenaceae.